This is a messenger RNA of Diatraea saccharalis (sugarcane borer), 1482 nucleotides long. The record is from the annotation of a GenBank genome assembly. Lineage: Eukaryota; Metazoa; Arthropoda; Insecta; Lepidoptera; Crambidae.
AUGUCGAAGCCGAUAAAAAGUUCAUCGAGGAAACUUCUUUCCAUCAUGAUUGACAAGUUUACUGAAGUGAAAACUGAAUUAAAUAAAAAUUUCAUGGAGAAAUUACAACGAUUAGAUAAAGUUGUAUCUUUUUUAGAUAACUGUGAUGGUGAUAUUCAACCAAUAAUGGAGGAGAUAAAUGCAAUAAAAACUUUAGAAAAACAAGAAAUGCUGAAUUCGGAAACGCAGUACUUACAAAAAAUUUCUUCAAUGACAGAUGUAAGUAUAAGGACACUAAGAAGGAUAAAAAAUGAAGCAUUAAUUAAUAAAGGAAAAUGGGACACUCCUGGGAAAAAACGACCUCAUCAACCAACAGUGUCUGCUUUAGAUAAUUUUGAUUUAAGUGCAAUUCGGAAUAAAGUAAAUGAAUUUUACUGUGUGAAAAAAAUUGUUCCAACAUUAAGAAGCCUUCACAAUGAAUUAAAAGAUGCAAUAGGAUUCAGUGGUAGCCGUGAGACUUUACGAAAAAUUAUGCUUAAGAAUGGAUUUUCUUUUAAAAGCAAUGAAAAUGAACGUUCUAUGCUUAUAGAAAAAUACCAGAUUUCUGCAUGGAGGCACAAGUAUUUGAGAGAAAUAAAUAUAAAACGAAACGAAGGAAAGCAAAUUGUGUACCUUGAUGAAACUUAUGUACAUCAGAAUUAUAAAGUUAAAAAGUCUUGGCAAGGACCUUCAACAACUGGUGUCACUACAAAGAUAUCCUCUGGAAAACGGCAUAUUGUUGUGCAUGCUGGAUCUGAGGAAGGUUUUGUGCCUGGUGCAUUAUUAGUGUUCAGUAGUAAAUCCAAAUCUGCUGAUUAUCAUGAUGAUAUGAACUCAUCGAACUUUAUGAAAUGGGUCAGAGAAAAAUUAAUACCAAAUUUAAGUAAGCCCAGUGUAAUUGUUAUGGAUAAUGCCAGCUACCAUAUAAAACAAAUCAAUAAACCGCCUAUAAUGUCUAAUACCAAAGCAGAUAUCCAUAAAUGGCUUGUAAAUAAUGGAAUACAUUUUGAGGAAUAUCAGACAAAGGCAGAGUUAAUGUGUUUGGUUAAUGAUAAGAAAACAUUGCCUGUAUAUGAAGCUGAAGAGAUUUUAAAAGAACAUAAUCAUGAACUUUUAUUGCUGCCACCGUAUCAUUGUGACUUAAACCCAAUAGAGAUGGUUUGGAGUCAAGCAAAAAGAAAAAUUGCAAGCAGAAACAUUGGAAUACCAGGAAAGGAAAUGGAAAACUUAAUAAUAGAGUGUUUUAACUUAAUUACCCCUAGUGACUGGAAGAAAUACACUGAUCAUGUUUUAAAUGUCGAAAAUGAUUACAAAUUAAAAGAUGGCAUUGUUGAAAACGAACUUGAAAAAUUUAUUAUAUCUGUUGGUGCAGACAGUAGUGAAGAGAGUGACUCUGAUGAUUCCUUGUCAUUGUUAUCAGGUGUAGAAUAUUUAGAAACAGAUUUUGACUAUGAAUCAGACUAA